AUUCGACUGAAGAGAAUGUCACGGAGCAGAGAAAACAGCCUCCAGGAUCAGGUAGACUAUUAUAAGGAGAAAAAUCAAAAGCUUACUGCAAGAUGCAAACAACUAGAAGAUGUAGUUAAAUCAUUACAACAUGAAAACAGCCUUCUUAAAGGAGAAAAACCAAAUAAAAAAGAUUCAAGAUCGAAAGAAGGAAGAGAGGCUGUAAUUGAUUAUUCUUGGGCAGAAAAUUUUGAUACAAAACUAACAAGCCACCCUAAGACUGAUACAGAAAGAAAAUUGAUUGAGGAAGCGUUUAAAAAGAAUUUCCUUUUAGAAGAUAUAAUAGAUGAACAAUUAGUGGAAAUCGUCAAUUGCAUGUACAAACAAGAAAUAUCAGAGGGGAAGUUAAUUUGUAAACAAGGCCAACGAGGCGAUAGUGUAUACGUAUUAGUGAAAGGAAAAUUAUCAGUACAACAGGAAAAGGGAGAAAGUGAAAUUAUAAUAAACAACAUUGAGGAUGGUCCAGAAAUAUUUGGCGAGUUGGCUAUUUUAUAUAAUUGUAAGAGAACAGCCACAAUACGUGCCGAGACGCAAUGUACCGUUUUCGGAAUAGAUAGAAGCUCUUUUAAAGCAAUUCUAGUUAGAAAUACUAUUUAUAGAAGAGAAAAGUUUGUUUCUCUCAUUAAAAAAACAUUCGACUUUGAGAGUGAGGAUCAUUUUGAAAAAAUUGCGGACGUUGCUGAAUUACGAUUCUUCCAAGAAGGAACCGAAAUUAUUAGGCAAGGAGAAAAAGGAACAGCUUUCUAUAUUAUUUAUAAGGGAAAGGUCAAAGUUUCGCAGAAUAGUGAUGAUGGAUCUCGGAUCGAAAUCAAUAACUUAAAGGAGGGAAAUUAUUUUGGGGAAAAGAGUUUAACGAAAACUGACACGACAACUGCAAAUGUCAUUGCGGAUAAAGAAGGAACAUCUUGCUUAACUAUCACCAGAAUAAACUUUAUUAGAUUAAUGGGUGAUAUUCCAAGUUUAAGGAAAAGCAUUCAUCAUAAAGAUUAUCUAGACUCCAAACCAAAAGUGAAUCUGACAGAGAUCAAGAAGAAGGAGAAAAUUGACAUUGAUAAGAAAUAUCGAAAUAUUACUCUUCAAACCCUUCGGAGAGGAGUAAUCCUUGGAACAGGAGCUUUUGGAACUGUAGAACUUGCUACUCAUGCAUCAUGUCCAAAUGAAUCUUUCGCUCUAAAAUGCUUAAAAAAACAAGAUAUUAUCGAAAGGAAGCAAAAGAAAGAAGUUAUGUCCGAAAGAAAAAUAAUGAUGACAAGUAAAAGUUGCGAUUUUAUUGUACCAGUUUAUAAAACCUUUAAAGACGCAAAAUUUCUAUACUUAUUAAUGCAAGCCUGUCUCGGAGGUGAAGUAUGGACUUAUCUUUCCAAGAAUAAGGAUGGCUUAGGUGACAAAGCCGUUAAAUUUACAACAGCAUGCGUUGUAGAGGCAUUCGAAUUUCUACAUCGUAGGAACAUUGUUUAUAGAGAUCUAAAACCUGAGAAUUUAGUACUAGACAAUCAGGGUUAUGUCAAAUUGACCGAUUUCGGAUUUGCAAAGAAACUAAACAAGGGUCAGAAAACCUAUACAUUCUGUGGAACACCUGAAUAUGUCAGUCCCGAAGUAAUCCUUAGUAAAGGUCACGAUUGUUCAACAGAUUAUUGGGCAUUAGGAAUCCUUAUUUAUGAACUUUCAACUGGAGAACCACCUUUCCAAGGCAAUGAUCCCUUGGAUACGUAUAAAAUUAUUAUUGAAGGUAUUAACUCCAGACCAAUGCCAAAGACAUUAAGUAAGCACACCAGAGAUUUAAUCUUUAAAUUGUGCUGCGACGAACCGACCGAAAGGUUAGGUUGCCAAGCCAACGGUGUAAAAGAUAUAAGAAGACACAAGUGGUUUUCUGGUUUUGACUUUUGGAGUUUACGUUUAAGACAACUUAGAAUACCUAAAGUAUUUCGAACGCCACCAAAAAAUCUCACUGAUACGUCAAACUUUCAAGAGUUUAGAAAGGAAGAUGAAGAUAUCGAAGACGUAUAUGAUUCUUGGGAUGAGGAGUUCGAUUGCGAUUUUCCAAAUGAAGAUUAA
This is a messenger RNA of Dimorphilus gyrociliatus, 2094 nucleotides long. Lineage: Eukaryota; Metazoa; Annelida; Polychaeta; Dinophilidae. The record is from the annotation of a GenBank genome assembly.